GCCGAAUGGAAGUGUUGUGAUUAAUAAAUAAAACAAUGAUUGUGGUUCACAACUAUUUAGUGUAUAUUUUAUAAGAAAAAUAUUUUUUUUGAUGAUUUACGAAGUUGGAGUUCCUAGAAGAAGGAAUUUUCUUGUCCGGAAUUCAAGGCGUAGGACUGUGGGUGUGCGGUGUUUUCUUUGAUAUCCUGAUAAUAAUUAUCAAGGUACACAAACCUUAGAUAAUGUGCAAUAAUUCGUGUAAACGGCUAAUAUUGGUUUUAUAUAAAAAUGUUUAGAAUAUCAACAUACACAAUCUGUAAAGCAAAUGAAUGUAUAAACAGUUGAAAGUAAACUUAUAUCAAAAAAAUGGGCAACAAAAACAGCUGCUGUUCGUACUCCAGCCCUCAGCCCAGCCAUAAAGUUAUCAUCCCCAUUGAUAGUACACAUGAGGGUGAAGCUAGCAUCAACAACAUCCAGCACAUCAGUGAAAGAGAGUGUUACGAUGAUGAAUGUGACCCCUCUCAGGAUCCCACAGCCAAAACAAUUUUCAUUGAACGAUCAAAAACGGCUAUCGAAAAAGGUAUGAUCAGAAGAAAAAGCCAAAACCAAAUAGCAGACCUCAGACCACUUAAGAAAAGUAGUUCAUGCUCAACAAUCUACUUGGAUGACAGUACUGUAUCUCAACCAAAUCUCAAAAACACAGUUAAAUGUGUGGCUCUAGCAAUAUAUUACCACAUUAAAAAUCGUGAGUUGCAAAGAGAUAUUGACAUUUUUGAUGAGAAAUUGCAUCCCUUAACCAGGGAUGGCGUGAGUGAUGACUAUGAUAAGCACAAUCCAGAACAUAGACAGAUUUAUAAAUUUGUAAGGACUUUGUUUAAUGCGGCCCAACUUACAGCUGAGUGUGCCAUAAUUACUCUAGUGUAUUUAGAAAGACUUUUAACCUACGCUGAACUGGAUAUACAGCCUUCCAACUGGAAAAGAAUAGUUUUAGGUGCAAUUUUGUUGGCAUCCAAAGUGUGGGACGACCAAGCAGUAUGGAAUGUUGACUAUUGUCAAAUAUUAAAAGACAUCACUGUAGAGGACAUGAACGAGCUGGAACGUCAGUUUCUGGAACUGCUCCAGUUCAACAUCAACGUGCCCUCUAGCGUUUACGCCAAGUACUACUUCGACUUACAAACGCUAGCCGAAGCUGCGGACCUCACUUUCCCCACCAAACCUCUCAGCAAAGACCGGGCUCAAAAGUUGGAGGCUAUGUCGCUGGUCAUGGAGGACAAGUAUACGCAGGAGGCGAUCAAAAACGGACUGAAAAAGUGGUCGAGCUUAGACAACAUUCCAAACGGGGGCGCUGCCUCGCGUAAAAGCAUAGCUAUUUUGUCAUGAUGGAUUUUUGACAUAUUUACUAUGUAUUAGAUCUACCAAAGUAAUUCUAGUGGACUUUUUUAUAUGAGAUCUACAAUGUAUUUUUUUUAUCAAUUGUGUGUAUUGAUCUGGACUAUUUUCUUAUAAAUUCAGAAAUAUGUAAAAGGUGUCCAGAAACUAAACAAAUAAAGACAGCGAUUUUUAGGGAUGAUUUUAGAUUUAUUAUUAGAUGGUUUGGGUCAGAUCAAUCUAAAAUUAUCCUUUAAUUCUUUUUGGUUUAGUUUCUAGACAAUCUGUAUAGUAAAAAUCAAAUCUAUCAUCAAGUUAAUUUAUUUUCGUUCACAAAAC
This is a messenger RNA of Brassicogethes aeneus, 1686 nucleotides long. Lineage: Eukaryota; Metazoa; Arthropoda; Insecta; Coleoptera; Nitidulidae. The record is from the annotation of a GenBank genome assembly.